AUGUAUUCCAGUAUUUCUAAUGGAUUGUGUCAGGCGGUUGGAGCUAUUACAGGAUUUGCAAAAGGUAAAUUUCCUUUCACAUAUCUAGGGUGUCCUGUUUUCUACACUAGAAGGAGGAAGGAAUAUUAUGAAGAUCUUAUCAAGAAAGUAAAGGCUAAAUUGCAUUCAUGGAAAGAAAAGUUGUUGUCAUUUGGAGGAAAGGCAACACUCAUUACUAGUGUGUUGCAAAGUAUGCCAGUCCACAUGUUAUCAGUCCUACAUCCUCCAAAAAAUGUCCUGGAGCAUCUUCUUAAGAUUUUUGCUAGAUUCUUUUGGAGCACAAAGGAAGAAGGGAGAAGCAGACAUUGGGCCUCAUGGCAAAAUCUUUGCCUUCCUAAAGAGGAAGGAGGUCUAGGUUUUAGGUCCUUACAUGAUGUGUCGAGGGCAUUGUUUGCUAAACUAUGGUGGAGGUUUAGGACCACAAUAUCUUUGUGGUCUAAUUUCAUGUGGAAUAAGUAUUGCAAGAAGGAGAUACCAACAGUGACUAGAUUGGGUGAACUUUAUCAUGUAUUACCUGAGGACUUUCCAAUCAAUGAAGAUCUUCAGGACGUGGCAAAAUUACGGCAAGGUGAAACAUGGGAUGAUCAGCUGCUAGAUCAAACCUUCAAUGAGGAAAUUGAAGAACAUAUAAGGCUAAAUGUACAUUAUGAAGGCAGUGAGGGAUACUGGGAUAGGCCAUACUGGAUGCCAACUCCUUCAAGCAAGUUCAGUGUUAGCAGUGCUUGGCAAAUAUUAAGGCAUAGAGCUGAUCCUAAUCAGGAAUUCAAGUUAAUGUGGAUUAAAGGCUUACUAUUUAAGAUAUCCUUCUUCUUGUGGAGAUUGUGGAGGAAGAAAAUAGCCACUGAUGACAUAUGGAGGAGGCAAGGGCAAAUGGUGAUGUCUAGGUGUUGGUGUUGUCAGCAGCCCCAGGAGGAAUCUAUUGAGCAUAUAUUUAUCACAAGUUCUACUGCCUCUAAAGUAUGGAACUUGUUCAUGGGGGUUGCUGGAAUUACUGUGCCACUGAUUCAAUUGAAGCAGGUUAUAAUGUAUUGGCGGUAUGCUCAAUGUUGUCCAAAGCUAAAGCCAUUGUUUCAAGCAGUACCGGCUAUCAACACUUGGGAACUUUGGAAGAGAAGAAAUGCAGCCUUGAACCUACCUGGCCCGUCUAUCCCAGACCAGCAUGUUCCUGGUCCUGUAGCGGCAGAGGAUGCCACCAUCCCUCCCGCCGAUAUUCCUGAAUCUGGCACCAUUCCAGCUCCUGGUCCCGAGGUUUCUGAUGUGGACCUUAGGGGAGCCAUCCGCAUGUUAACCCA
Molecule: messenger RNA, 1331 nt
Organism: Nicotiana attenuata
Lineage: Eukaryota; Viridiplantae; Streptophyta; Magnoliopsida; Solanales; Solanaceae
Exons: 3
Source: RefSeq, a predicted model, not a curated record